Messenger RNA from Rhineura floridana, 12710 nucleotides. It is a transcript of the gene LYST, whose product is annotated as lysosomal trafficking regulator. Gene Ontology annotation, cellular component: cytosol; membrane. The record is from RefSeq and is a predicted model, not a curated record. The transcript has 53 exons. Gene Ontology annotation, molecular function: protein kinase binding. Gene Ontology annotation, biological process: intracellular protein localization. Lineage: Eukaryota; Metazoa; Chordata; Lepidosauria; Squamata; Rhineuridae. The coding region runs from base 217 to 11739 and encodes 3840 amino acids.
CGCGGCUUAGUGGAUGGUUUGGUUUAGCGUUGCUUAUGCUGCAGCUGCUGGAAAGGGCGGGCUCUUGGGUCUCCUUGGCGACUCGAAGUGCAGAAGGGAGGGUUGGAAGCGGCCGGAUUUCUCUUUGACAUGGGCAGCAGCACUCGGCCACCGCCGUCAAAGGGAUAAAAGCGCGGCUGGCGGAAGGCAGGGCGAGGCGGCAGGACCAGCUCAGUCAUGAGCAGUGAUAGUAAUUCACUGGCACGUGAAUUUUUGUCAGAUGUCAGCCAACUUUGCAAUGCAGUGGACCAAAGGGUGGAGGCCAGGGAGGAGGAAGAGGAGAAAACACACAUAGCAGCACUUGGGCAAUACCUUAUCCAAGGUCGUGGAUUCAGUUUGCUUACUAAACUUAAUUCAAUACUUGAUCAGGAGCUGACUUGUCGAGAAGACCUUCUUACUCUCCUCCUGUCACUUUUGCCACUAGUAUGGAAAAUACCUGUCCAAGAAGAAAAGGCAUUAGACUUUAAUCUGCCCUUCUCUGUUGAUACAUGCUUGACCAAAGAGACAACUCCAGCUUCUCACAAAUCUACUCAGGAAAAAGAAAAUGUAAAAGAAAAUUCUCAUCUAUCUGUCCAGGCACCUGUGAAAUUGAGUUCUUCCCGGAAAUGUAGACGUCAGCGCAAAUCUACCCAUCGCUAUUCUGUGAGGGAUGCAAGGAAAUCCCACCUAUCCACCUCUGAUUCAGAAGGCAAUUCAGAUGAGAAGAGUGCUGUGAUGAUGAAGCACAGGAGGUCCCAAAUCCUGCAGCCUUUUCUAACAAACCCACCUAAGGAACAGUCUAUUACAGGUAGAUGUAGCUUUCUAGAAGCUGAAGAAGUCCAGAGUUGUCAUCUCAGUAGGGAGAAUGUAGAUGACUCCAAACAGAUUAUUCCAGUUCAAAAAAUCAGUUCUGAGAGUUCAGAUGAACCAGCUGCAUCAUUUGUCAGCUACCUAGACAACUCUCCCUUUGACUUGUGUCAUGUCUUACUGUCGUUGCUAGAAAAAGUGUGCAAGUUUGAUAUUGCUAUGAAUCACAAGUCAGCAUUAGCAGCAAAUGUGGUAUCCACACUAACAGAACUCUUGUCAAAACUUGGAGACUGCUACAAAGCAACUAGUGCUGCUGAAAAUGACGUAGUUUCCUCAAGCUGGACAGAGGAACCAGUUGCUCUGGUUCAGAGAAUGCUCUUUAGGACAGUAUUGUACCUUAUGGCUAUGGAUGUUAAUAAUGCUGAGACCAUGCCUGGCAAUUUAAGAAAAAAUCUUACUGAUUUACUUAAAGCAGCUUUAAAAACUAAAUGUUUGCUGGAAAAACCAUAUGAUCCUUUUGCUUCAAGACAAAAGGGAGUUUUACAGGAAGGAAUUCAGGAUGAUCCUGCCAUCUCAAAAUAUCGCCACAGAGCCCUCCUUUUGCCAGAGUUUAUAGAAGGAGUUCUGCAAAUCCUGAUUUGCUUCCUUCAGAGUGCAGCCACCAAUCCAAUUUAUUUUAGUCAAGCCAUGGAUCUUGUUCAUGAAUUCAUACAACACCAGGGAUUCAAACUAUUUGAAACCACUGUACUGCAGAUGGAGUGGCUGGUUGCAAGGGAAACAGAGAUAAACACGGAAGCAUCAGAAUAUCUCUCAGCCCUCAUUAACAGCAUUAUGAAAAUAAUCAGUACUAUCAAAAAAGUGAAGUCAGAACAACUUCAUCAGUCUGUGUGUACAAGAAAACGGCACAGGCGGUGUGAGUACUCUCACUUCAUGCACCACCACAGAGACCUCUCAGGGCUACCAGUUUCUACUUUUAAAAAUCAGGCCUCCAAGAAUCCAUUUGAGGAAACACUGGAGGGGGAAGUUCAUUAUCCUGACCGGUGUUGCUGCAUUGCUGUUUGUGCUCACCAAUGUUUGCGGCUGCUGGAACAAUUUUCACUGAGCAGCACAUGUUUUCAGAUCUUAUCUGGUGUCCAUAAUGUGGGCAUAUGUUGUUGCAUGGACCCCAGAUCUGUAAUUAUCCCCUUGCUUCAUUCUUUCAAAUCACAAGUAUUAAAAAACUUUCAGCCACAUAUAUUAAGCAUCCUUAAUAAGUUUAUAUUAGACCAACUAGGAGGAACGCAAGUUUCUCAAAAACUUACACAGGCCUCCUGCAACAUUUGUACCAUUGACUGUGACCAGCUUGCUGAAUUGGAAGAUGUCAUGCAUGGGAAUGCUACUGAUGUUGUUUCUCCAUCAAGUUCUUCAGCUUCCUAUAGGUUUCAAGGAAUUUUGCCUAGCAGAGGAUCUGAAGAUACGUUACUGAAAUGGGAUGCCUUGGAGGCAUACCAGAGUCUUGUUUUUGAAGAAGACGAUAAACUGCGCUGCAUGCAGAUAGCUAGUCAUGUUUGCAAUUUGAUUCAAAAAGGCAAUGAAGUUAUUCAGUGGAAACUGUAUAAUUAUAUAUUCAGCCCAGUGCUCCAGAGAGGUGUUGAAUUGGCUCAUAACUCUCAACAAUCAGGUGUUACUACUGCUGUCAGUCAGACAGACAGCUACCAUAAAAGGAGUUUGCCACAGGAAGUGCUUCAAAUCUAUUUACAGACUCUGCCUGCACUGUUUAAAUCCAGAAUAAUACGAGAGUUGUUCAUAAGCUGCAAUGGAGUAAAUCAAAUGACUGAAUUAAAUUACUUGGACUCUGUGAGAAGUUAUUCCUUGAAAGUGUUUGAAACAUUAAUAUUUUGCCUUGGAGACCAGCAGAUGGACCAAGUAAUACCAGACCUAGAUGGUUUAGACAAUGAUCAAAAGAAGUCUGCAUUAGAAUUAGGUGCUUUGGUUCAUAGGCAGCAAGUAGCUUCGGAUGUGCCUCAAAGCCUCACCAAAUUUUAUGCUGGGCUCAGAGAAGUUUAUCCAAAGAAGAAGAAAUCAGUCAGUCAAGAUGCUCAUGUCAACAUGAUAAACAUAUUUCUCUGUGUUGCUUUUUUAUGUGUCAGUAAGGAAGCAGAUGCUGAUCGAGAUUCAGUGAAUGAUUCUGAAGAUACUUCGGGUUAUGACAGUACAGCUAGUGAACCUUUGAGCCACAGGCUUCCGUGUCUGUCUCCAGAGAGUCUGUCUCUACCUUCUUUGGAACAUAUCCAUAGGGCAGCAGACAUUUGGUCGAUGUGUCGCUGGAUUUAUUUGGGCAGCUCAGUUUUCCAAAGACAGUUCCAUAGACUUGGUGGCUUUGAAGUAUGUCAUAAAUUAAUAGCCAUGGUUAUUCAGAAACUUGCCAAAGAAGGAGCCAAGGAACAAAGUGAGCCGGAGAAACCUGUUGAGAUUAGUGGCACAUUGCAGUUGAUACUAAGUAACAAGAGAGGUCAAUCAGGCCGUGAUAGUCUUGAUGAAAAUCUUGACAUUACAGAUCAAUCUGAAUGGCUUUCCUAUGAUCAUUCAAGUGCAGAACAAACUUCAGUUGAGGGUACCACAGAGUCAAAAAGAGGCUUCAUGCAAGAUAAUGAGUGGUCACUCCAGGGUAUAAGACUUUUGGAAGCUCUGCUAGCAAUUUGUUUACACAGUGCAAAUAAUUUCCAGCAGAAGAUGGAAAUGGAGUCUCUUCCUCAGAACAUAUGUGUGGAAGACAUACUACUUGAAAUGAGGGACCAGCUUGCAAAAUCUAGAAUAAUGGAGACUGACUUGGUGAAGCCUUUAUUUGAUUCUUUGCUUCGAGUUGCAUUGGGAACAUGUUUUGCUGAACUUGAUCAUACUGAAGAGAAGAAAGAAAAGAUCCAUCAGUCUGAACAGGAACCUGUACCUCAGCCUGGUGACAUAUCUGAAGAAGCUGAAGAAUCCCAGUGCUGUAGCUUUAAAUUUUUUGCUGAAGAAGAAGGCUAUGAUGCAGAUAGUGAAAGUAAUCCUGAUGACAGUGAAAGCAAGGAUGAAGGAACAGACAUUAAGAGAGAAAAAGGAUGCUUUGGUUAUUCCAGUUUUGCCAGCGACAUAGCAGAAAACCUCAUUCAAGGGGAAUUAAUAUACCCUGAAAUCUGCAUGUUGGAAUUGUAUUUACUCUCUGCUGGCAGCCCAAGCCUAGAUGUCCUUACGCAUGUUUUUCAGAAUUUCUUGAAAGUAAUCAGGCUGAAGGGAAAAAAUGCAAUGUUAGUUAUGCAACAGGGAGCUGUAAAGAGUCUCUUGGUAGGGUUCCUCCACAUAUUGAUACAGAAAGAUACCAAUUUUCAUGCAUGCCAGCAGGUGCUGGUGGAUCUGCUGGUAUCUCUAAUGAGCUCAAGAACAUGUUCAGAAGAGCUAACUCUUUUUUUAAGAAUCUUUUUAGAAAAAACACCAUCUACGAGCACCUUACUUAAAGGAAUGCUGAAGAUUUUGGAAGCAAAUACUGAGAUGAGGCCCUUACAGCAUAUCUCAUUUCCUUUACAUCAAAUACCGAUUUUAGGAAGUAGUCCUCUGCAAAAGCCCACUCUCAUUUUUGGCAGCAAGACUAUAGGACUACUAAGACGAGCAAAGUUUGCACAGACAAAGAAGGAACCAGAGGGUGAAAGCUUGCCUCAUCAUCUACUUUCUUCUUGGCACAUUGCCCCAAUCCAUUUGCCUCUUGUUGGGCAAAACUGUUGGCCACAUAUGUCUGAAGGUUUCAGCAUCUCUUUGUGGUUUUGUGCAGAACACGUUCAUGAAGCAGACAAUUCCUUAGAGAAAGCAAAAAGAAUGAAAAGGAGGAGCAAAUCACUAAUUUCGCAUGACAGUAGUUUUGAUGAUACGGAAGAAAGCAAACCUGGAAUUGAUCCCCUCAAUUUGGGAGAAAAACUUGUUGAAGAUGGCUGUCUUCAUGUAUUUUCAUUGGGGUCCAAAGCAUUGAUGAUACAAGUGUGGGCUAAUGUGAACACUGGAGCUUUCACAUUUCGUAUGUGUAUGGAUCCAAAUGAUGAACUGAAAGCUGGACUGUUAGCACAAGCUGAAACACCAGAGAACACGUUUCUUAUAGGCAAAUGGCAGCAUUUGGCAUUAACCUACCUGCAGCAUCCAGAAAGCAAGAAAAACAUCCAUGGAACACUGUCACUAUGGAUUUCUGGUCAGAGAAAACCUGAAAUUAGUUUUGAUUAUACACUCCCAAGGAAAACAAGUUUAUCAUCUGACAGUAACAAGACCUUCUGUAUGACUGGCCAUUAUACAUCAUCCCAAGAUGAGUGUUUGCAGUUGGCUGGGAGAUGGGACCUGGGAAAUCUGCUUCUCUUCAAUGGUGCAAAAAUUGGGCCAGAAGAAGCAUUUUAUCUUUAUUCUUGUGGACCAGACUUUACCUCUGUAAUGCCUUGUAAAUAUGGCAAAACAAUAACUGAUUAUUCCAAAUACAUAGAUAAAGAAAUUCUGCAGUGUGAACAGAUUAAAGAACUCCUAAUGACAAAGAGAGAAGUGGAUGCUGGACCUUUAAUUGAAAGCCUGGCUGUUGUUUAUACCACUUGCUGCCCUGGUCACUAUACAAUCUAUGAGCCAGUAAUCAGACUUAAAGGUCAAACAAAAACUGUUCCUUCCCAACGACCUUUCAGUUCAAAAGAAGUGCAAAGCAAUUUACUAGAUCCUCAUUACUUGAAAAUGCUACAGCCUGCUGAAUACAAAGGUCUUCAGGGCAUACUGCAUGAGAUUGGCGGAAGUGGGUCGUUUGUUUUCCUUUUUGCCAGGGUUGUAGAAAUCAGCAACUGUGAAGAAACUCAAGCUUUAGCUCUGAAAGUUAUCCUUGCCUUAACAAAACACAAUCAGCAGAGAAUACAUGAGUUAAAAAAUUGCAAUGGGUAUUCAAUGAUUCAUCAGGUGUUGGUAAAGCCCAAGUGUAUUGUUGGAUUUCACAUUUUGCAGACUCUACUUGCAGGAUGCUGCACUGAGAAGAUGAUUCAUCAAAAUGAGAAUGGCCAAUUCAUACUUGAUGCAGAGUCUAGAGCAGUAAUUCAAGAUGUCAGAUUGUUGGAAGAGCUGCUACUUGAUUGGAAGAUAUGGUGUAAAGCCCAGUCAGGUGUUUGGGAAACACUCUUAUCAGCUCUAGAAGUCCUUAUCCAUGAUAGUCAUUGGCAACAGAUGUUUAACAUUAAGCAACUUCUCAAAGCUCAAGUUGUGCAUCACUUCUUACUGACAUGCCAGGUUCUGCAGGAGCACAAAGAAGAACAUUUCACGUCUAUGCCUACAGAAGUUUGCACAUCAUUUGUGAAAAUAAUUGAAGAAGUGCUGGGUUCUCCCCCAGAUCUAGAAUUGAUGACACUGAUCUUCAAUUUCCUCUUAGCAGUUCACCCUCCUACUAAUACAUAUGUUUGUCACAAUCCCAGAGACUUCUACUUUUCCCUGCACAUAGAUGGCAACAUUUUUCAAGAGAAGGUUCAAUCAAUCCUGUAUUUGAGAAAUUCCAGCAGUGGUGGAAAGUCUAUUGACAGUCCAGCACUGGCAAUUACAAAUCCAACUGGAUUUUCUGCUGUUUGUCAAGAAAGAAAUGAUUCUUCUGAAGUAAGCGAACUGCAGACUACAAUUCCUCAGGCACCCGAGCGGCGUUGUAAAAGUCUACCAACAUCUCCCGCUUCCUCGCCAAAAGUGCAUCGAAAAGGGUUCUGUGGACAUGUGGGCAGGAGUGUUGAGAGCUUGAAUGUAGUUAGAGAGAUUGACUCAGUUGAGCCACUGCAUGAAAAUAAUUUUAUAAAAAGGUCAGAGGUCUUUAAAAGGAUGCAGGAGGAGCAUUUAAUCAGUAGUUGUGAGUCUGCAAAAACAGUUGUAGAUGUGGAAGAGUUAGCUUCUACUGAGACAUUUGAUAUUUCAAAGGAAGAGGAGAAAAUGUUAGACAAGAUAUCCAAGAACCAAGAAACAAGCACAGGAAUGAAAUCUGGUGAAGAUGGCACUGCUUCUGUAUUGUCCCUGAGACGUCCUAACAAUCUGAAGGGGUUAUCUCCCUUUCAGAAAAGCCAAAGCAAUUUUGCAGGUUUGGGAUUAGCCUUUUCUGUUCAUGGUGGAUCCACUAUUGGUCGUUGGCCAAGCCUGAAUGAUAAGUGUGUGCCUUUCGAAGACUGGGAACAUCUUGCCUUUUCUUCAUCUAGUGAACAGACUCCAAUGAAAUCUGAAAGCACUGCUGAUAGAUCAACAGAAGACUGUCUUGUACUUGUAUGCUGUGGUCUUUAUCAACUCUUGCGCAGAGUCCUUUUAAUCUUGCCAGAUGUCAUGCUUCAAGAUGUGAUGGACAAGCUUAUUCAGCCAGAUGUUCUCAUAGUUCUUGUCAACCAUCCAUCUGCUCUCAUACAACAAGGAGUAAUUAAACUUUUGGACACGUAUUUCAGCAGAGCAACCAGUGAACAAAAGGAGAGGUUCCUGAAGAAUCGAGGUUUCUCUUUGUUAGCUAACCAGUUGUAUCUUCACCAAGGCACUCAAGAACUUAUGGAAUGCUUUAUGGAAAUGUUGUUUGGUCGAUCCGUUGGCCUUGAUGAAGACUUUGAUUUAGAAGAUGUGAAAAAUGCGGGACUUUUUCAAAAGUGGUGUGUGAUGCCUGUCCUGGGCCUUAUAGAGAAUUCCCUCUAUGAUAGCAUCCUGCUACAUAAUUCCUUCUGUUUCCUGAUGCAAAUAAUAAAUUCAUGUUCUAAAAUGGCAGACUUGCUGCUAGAUAAUGGCUUGCUAUAUGCAGUGUGUAAUACUUUAGCAGCUCUCAAUGGAUUAGAAGCCAACAUCCUCUCAAACGACUACAGGUUACUUGUGUGCGAUAUGCAGCAGUUACUGGUAAUAGUGACAAUCCAUGCCUGCAGCUCUUCAGGUUCCCAGUAUUUUCGGAUUAUUGAAGAUCUCAUGGUGUUACUUGGACAUCUUCAGAACAGCAAGAAUGAAAGAACACGGAUUAUGGCAGUUGCUUUGCAGUUUAGAGUCCUGCAAGCAGCUGUUGAGUUCAUAAAAACUGCAGCAAAUGGAGACUCGGAGGAUCCAAGCAAUUUAUGCCAUUUACCUAUUAUGCAUCAUCAGGCUGUAUUGCAAAAACAUCAGAGCAUUGCUGGCUCAGUUGCAAUGAAAGACUCCAUUAUUCCUCAUCUACCAAGACAACAUUCCCAUUCCUACUGUCAACUUCAGAUGUCUUCCUCCUUCAGUCUGUUAAAUUUGGAGUUGUCCCUCCUGCCCCCUUUUGGAUUUACUUUCUGUUCAUUCCCUACAGAAACAGCACCCAGAAAAUUUUCUCUUGCUCAGUCAGACAUGUUGCUAAUGAGAAUGCAUACAGUUGCAGGUGAUGAACUCAAUUUGAUGAUGCAGCAAAGAAUGAGUCAGGACAACCCUGCUCGUGCCACUGAAGCAGAGCUUAUACAGAGGUUACAAAGAAUUACUGUUCUGUCAACCAACAGAUUCAUGUAUCAAGAGCUUUCUGAAAAUUGCCUUGAUAUGCUGGGUAUAAUGGAGGACCCAUUCCAGAGCAGACUUUCAGUUUCACAGAUGGAAGAGGCUGAAAAGGAAGAGCAACAGGCGCCAUGUACCCUUAAAAUUCCUUUCCUGAAAGAACUUUUAAAAAUAAUGAUAGAAGGAAUUGGAUUAUCUGUUGGUACAAGUAGAAUAAGCACCCCAAGUCAGCAGUGGAAGAGAAUUCUCUUAUCCUGCAAAGAUACCUUUCGAGUGCAGCUUGGAAGGUUGCUUGUGCAUGCUCUGUCUCCAGCACGCCCUUUACAGGAAAGAAAGCAGACUCUGGAGAUUGUAUCUGAAAUUAACCACAAGGAAAUUUUGCGAGACUGUCUAAGUCCAGCUUUGCAACAUGGACCCAAGCUGUCACUCUACUUAUUUGAGUUAUUGCAUGAACACAAGGGUGAACUAACUAGAGAACAACAGUUAGCAGUAGGAGUAUUUAUGAAUGCAUUAAAACUUUGUGGUUACAAAUAUAUUCCUCUCAAUGCACCACCAAAGCCAGACCUCAUCAAAGCUAUGAAAGAGGAUCAAAAAAAAUACGAGGCAGAAGAAGAUGUGAACAAAGCUGCUUGGGAGAAGACUAUGUCGAAUAAUCGGCAAACUCUCUUUCAGCGCUUGGAUGCAAAGUCAAAGGACAUUUCUAAAAUAGCUGGGGAUAUUACCCAGGCUGUGUCUCUGUCUCAAGGAAUGGAACGAAAGAAGGUGAUUCAUCAUAUCAGAGGAAUGUAUAAAACUGACUUGAGUGCUAGCAGACACUGGCAGGAGCUUAUUCAGCAGCUUACACAUGAUAGAGCACUCUGGUAUGACCCUACCUCCUACCCAACUUCAUGGCAACUAGAUCCAACAGAAGGUCCUAACAGAGAGAGGCGUCGUUUACAGAGGUGCUACUUAACUAUUCCAAAUAAGUACCUUCUCAAAGACAGACAGAAAUUUGAAGAGGUUAUUAAACCCCCUCUGGCAUAUCUCUUUGAAGACAAAACACAUUCUUCUCACUCUUCUACUGUAAAAGAUAAAGCUGCCAGUGAGCAUAUAAGAGUUAAUCGAAGAUGCAUCAAUGUGGCGCCAUCUAGAGAGACUCCUGGCGAAUUGCUACUAGGCAAAUGUGGAAUGUAUUUUGUGGAAGACAAUGCUUCUGAUACAACUGAAAGUUUGAGCUUUCAUGGUGAAACUGAACCAGCAUCAUUUUCUUGGACAUUUGAAGAAAUCAAAGAAGUACACAAGCGUUGGUGGCAAUUAAGAGACAAUGCUUUAGAAAUAUUUUUAACAAAUGGCAGAACUUUAUUGUUGGCUUUUGACAACACAAAGGUGCGUGAUGAUGUGUACCACCACAUCCUAACAAACAACCUCCCUAAUCUCUUGAAGUAUGGCAACAUUACUGCAUUAACACAACUGUGGUACACAGGACAGAUCACUAAUUUUGAAUACCUCACUCAUUUAAACAAACAUGCUGGCCGUUCCUUCAAUGAUCUUAUGCAAUAUCCAGUAUUUCCCUUUAUACUUUCCGACUAUACUAGUGAAACUCUGGACCUAAAUGAUCCAUCUGUUUAUAGAACUUUGGUCAAACCAAUAGCUGUACAAUCAAAAGAAAAGGAAGAUCGUUAUGUGGACACAUACAAGUAUCUAGAAGAAGAAUACCGUAAAGGAGCUAGAGAAGAUGACCCAAUGCCCCCUGUGCAGCCUUAUCACUAUGGAUCUCAUUACUCCAACAGUGGAACAGUACUUCACUUUUUGGUUAGAAUGCCUCCUUUCACAAAGAUGUUUUUAGCUUAUCAAGAUCAGAGUUUUGAUAUUCCAGACAGAACCUUCCACUCCACCAACACAACGUGGCGCCUUUCAUCAUAUGAAUCCAUGACUGAUGUAAAGGAGCUCAUUCCAGAAUUUUUUUAUCUUCCUGAGUUUUUGGUUAAUAGAGAAGGAUUUGAUUUUGGGGUGCGUCAGAAUGGGGAAAGAGUGAACCACGUGAACCUCCCACCUUGGGCUCGAAAUGAUCCCCGGCUUUUUAUCCUGAUCCACCGUCAAGCGUUAGAGUCUGACCAUGUGUCCCAGACAAUCUGCCAUUGGAUUGAUUUAGUGUUUGGGUAUAAACAAAAGGGCAAGGCUUCUGUUCAAGCUAUCAAUGUGUUUCAUCCUGCUACAUACUUUGGAAUGGAUGUGUCGGCUGUUGAAGAUCCAGUUCAAAGAAGAGCCCUAGAGACUAUGAUAAAAACAUAUGGACAAACCCCUCGCCAGCUGUUCCACACUGCACAUGUCAGCAGACCUGGAUCCAAACUCAUUAUGGAAGGAGAGCUCCUUGCUCCCAUGGGACUAUUAGUGCAGCUUGCUUUCAGAGAAACAAGGGAGCAAACUAAAGAGAUCUCAUAUCCGAGUCCUUUACCUUGGAUCAAAAGCUUAAAGUGGGGGGAGUAUGUGGGUUCCCCAAGUGCCCCAGAUCCCGUUGUCUGCUUCAGCCAACCACAUGGAGAAAGGUUUGGCUCCUUGCAGGCUUUGCCGACGAGAGCAAUUUGUGGCUUGUCCCGAAAGUUUUGUCUUUUGAUGAUAUACAGCAAAGAGCAAGGUGUUAGAAGCAUGCACAGUACUGAUAUCCAGUGGUCAGCCAUUCUGAGUUGGGGAUAUGCUGACGAUAUAUUAAGAUUAAAAAGCAAGCAAAGUGAACCUCCGGUUAACUUUAUACAGAGUUCACAGUUUCAUCAGGUAACAAGUUGUGCUUGGGUAUCUGACAGCUGUCAACUUUUUACUGGUAGCAGAUGUGGGGUCAUCACAGCAUAUAUGAACAGAUUCACAAGUAGUACGCCAUCCGAGAUUGAAAUGGAAUCUCAACUGCAUCUGUAUGGCCAUACUGCAGAGAUCACCAGCUUGUUUGUCUGCAAGCCCUAUAGUAUAAUGAUAAGUGUAAGCAAAGAUGGAUCCUGCAUCAUAUGGGAUCUGAACAGGCUUUGUUAUGUGCAAAGUCUUGCUGGGCACAAGAGUCCUGUAACAGCAGUGUCUGCUAGUGAAACAACAGGUGACAUUGCAACAGUUUGUGACUCAGUUGGCGGCGGCAGUGAUCUGAGACUUUGGACAGUUAAUGGUGAUCUUGUGGGACAUGUGCACUGUAGAGAAAUUAUAUGCUCUGUUGCUUUCUCUAACCAGCCUGAAGGAGUCUCUAUCAAUGUAAUUGCUGGAGGGCUAGAAAAUGGAGUUGUAAGAUUGUGGAGCACGUGGGAUCUGAAACCUGUGCGGGAAAUUACAUUUCCUAAAUCAAAUAAACCUAUUGUAAGCCUUACAUUUUCCUGUGAUGGCCAUCACUUGUACACAGCAAAUAAUGAAGGAACUGUUAUUGCUUGGUGUCGCAAGGACCAACAGCGCUUGAAGCUUCCCAUGUUCUACUCAUUCCUUAGCAGCUAUGCAGCUGGCUGAUGGCUCUUCCUGCUCCUUGGCCUUGGUUACUGUUGAAGCGUGUUUAGUCCAGGGUAGAUUAUAGAACUUCUUUGGCUUAACUGGAUUUUGAAAUCCUUUGAACAUCUUCAUGAUAACUGAGAGCAGAUUAGCAAUGUAUAAGUGAAAGCCUGCUAUGUAUGCUCAUGCAACAGACCAUAUCAUGGUUGUAGGAAAGUUCUGGUCUACUUUUUUGGUACCAGGAUAGAAUAGAGGCACUAACCCAGAAGUUUAAAUGCUGCAAUGUAUAAUGUAAAAAUAUUUUUACAAAUCAUUCCAUGGACAUGUAUAUUCUAAAUCUUGAAACACAAGUGGUGACUUUUGCCCCUUUUUGUUGUAUAAAUAUAAAAUAGAAUUAAAAUACUUCAAAGAUUUAUAAUAAAAAGUCAGUGUUUGUGUUUAACUUAUUAGACUGCAGUACACCUGACUCUAAACACCACCACCACCAGCAGCGUUUUAAAAUCAAGAACUCAAAUUUGCUUUUCAGAGAAGCAAAUUAUCUCUGUAGGUGUCUCUGUACCAACAUUGUUGAAAUACUAGAAGUAUACUUCUAUGGAAUGUGAUUUUCUUUACUCACUGUCUUCUUAAUUUAUAUCAGAUCAUAGAUUUAUAGCAGGUAAAGUAUAUAUGUACCUGUAAUUUAAUAAGCAAAAGUGUUCUGACAACAUGAAGCAUUACAGAGAUUUUUCAAAAUAAUUUUAAAUUGUAUGUAUAUGCAAAACUAACAGUUCUGAAUCCAAAAGACUGGAACAGCUUGUGGUUUACUCUCUGGAGGUCAAGAAUGGAAGAAAGGAAGAAGCAGUAGCAGAAAUAUGCUGCUGUUUGUCAUAUAAUAAUUGUAAAACCUCUGUGACGGGAAAGAAAAGAGAAUUAUGACAAUUUAAGCAACUAAGUUCAGUUCAGAUAUUGAAUCUCAAUCAAAACUAUUUUUCCAAUUUGGUUUUAGCAAGAGU